This is a messenger RNA of Pygoscelis adeliae (Adelie penguin), 1203 nucleotides long. RefSeq names its product TWIST neighbor (gene POLR1F). Bases 1 to 1128 code for a protein of 375 amino acids. The record is from RefSeq and is a predicted model, not a curated record. Gene Ontology annotation, cellular component: RNA polymerase I complex. Lineage: Eukaryota; Metazoa; Chordata; Aves; Sphenisciformes; Spheniscidae. The transcript has 5 exons. Gene Ontology annotation, biological process: DNA-templated transcription initiation.
AUGGGGAAAGUCACAUUCUCACAUUAUUUGCUAUACUUUCAGCCAGUAUCUGAACACACUUCACUCACUGGCUGGAAACAUGGAGGAGAGACUCAGCGUCAGAUCAACAGCCAGAUCUCCACAGGUCAUGAUGUCUCUACCAUUGAAACUAUGCCUUCAAACACCAGCAAAGCUGGAGAGGGCCACCACAGCCAGCACCAGCCAUCCUACAGCAGGUUCUCUCAUUUCCACAGAGAGCACGAGUUGUGUGAUGAGGAACCUGGGAUGGAUUCAAUUUCAAAACACAACGAGUCCUUUGAGCACACGGCCCUAAGAGGGAGUGUAUCUUCUACUCCAGCACAGCGCCACAGGCACUCUUCCACUCUGCACGAGAUGCACCUUCAGGGCGUGCCGGUGGCUUACGACAACAUCAAAGUGGUGGGUGAGCUCGGGGACAUUUACGACGACCAGGGAUUCAUCCACCUGAACAUCGAGGCGGACUUCGUCGUCUUCAGCCCCAAGAAAGGGAAAAAACUGGUGGGUGUAAUUAAUAAAGUGGCCCCAAGUCAUAUUGGCUGCCUGAUACAUGGAUGCUUCAAUGCUUCUAUCCCUAAACCUGAGCAAAUGUCGAUUGUACAGUGGCAAGAGCUGGGGUUAAAAAUAGGGGAUGAACUGAAAUUUCAAGUAUUGCACUUGGAUUCUGAUGCAGCUGGGGUGUUCUUCAUUCGAGGAGGACUCACUAAAAGCAGCAUGCGGCCCAAACGAUCGGAGACCACCACUGACCAUACAAAUGGAGAUGAAAUUCAAAAGCUUGACCACCAGGAAAAUGGCUUGAAUGACUCUGGGAAAGAUAAUAUCACAGAGGAGCCUCUAGGUGAGACGGGUAACACUGGGACGGAAAAUGCAGAAGAGCAAAGUGUUGAUGCUGUGAAUGGAUUAUGUGAUGGUAAAAACAAGAAGAAGAAGAAGAAAAAGAAGAAGCAUAAGCAAGAAGAACAGGAACAUGUAUUGCCUGCCAGUGACUCCAGCGGUUACCAAAGUGACCAUAAAAAGUCAAAGAAAAAGAAAAGAAAGCAUUGCGAUGAAGUUGAAGAAAGUGAAUUAUCUCAGCCGUCACAAGAACCCAAAGCUAAAAAGAAAAAGCACUGAAGUCUGAAGUGCCUUUCCUGAAUAAGAUUUCAGACGUUUUUGAUAAGCUUCCAAUAAAAUCCCAUGUUCAAACUG